UGUACAAGUGGCUUCAGGCUUGAUAGCGAUAGACUAUAAUAUAUUUUUUGGGAUAUAAUAUUAUGCAGAUUUCAGUAACCCACAAACUGCAUUAUUAAGUAAUAGGUAUUAAUUAUUAUUUCGAGUAUCGACUAUUUUGAAAAAGACUCGUAGAAUCUGAAAGACCGGUGCAGGGGGCACUGAAAAUUAUAUCAUAGAUUUAUAAUCGAACACUUAACAUCGAGAUAAUGAAGUUGUUGAUAAAACACUAAAUUUUUCGUGAAACCUAUUAAAUAUUAAAUGAAAUUGAAAAAAUUCAAAUCACCUUGAUUUCUUAAACAAUUAUUUUAAAUGCAUCGAUAUAAAACAAUGGAUAACCAGACUGACUUAUGUUCUAGAUACAUAAAAAUAUUUUUGGUGGUUGCUUGUUAUUGGGUUGUAUCUAUUGCCACAGUAUUUGUAAAUAAAAGUUUACUUAGUGGACAAACAGUAGCAUUAGAAGCACCAUUGUUUAUAACAUGGUUUCAAUGUGUAGUAUCUUUUACCAUAUGUUUUUCAUUGAGUAGAACAGGUGGAAUACCCGGUAUAUUUAAAUUUCCUCAAGGAACACCAUGGAAUCUUGAAGUGGCUUGGAAGGUAAUACCUUUGUCAAUAAUGUUUACACUGAUGAUAGCAACAAACAAUUUAUGUCUUAAGUAUGUUGGUGUAUCCUUCUACUACAUUGGCAGAUCUCUCACCACUGUCUUCAAUGUAAUAUUUAGCUGGGUGCUUUUGAGACAAAAGACAUCUUUUAAAUGUAUUAUGUGCUGUGCCUUCAUAGUUUUAGGAUUUUAUGUGGGAGUAGAUCAGGAAGAACUAUUAGGAUCAUUUUCAUUAAUUGGAACAAUAUAUGGAGUAGUGGGGUCCUUGAUGUUGUCACUAUAUUCAAUUUUUACAAAGUCUGUUUUACCAAGCGUCAAUCAGGAAAUAUGGCUAUUAUCAUAUUAUAAUAAUGCAUACUCCAUUAUUUUGUUCCUGCCAUUAAUGGUUUUGAAUGGAGAAUUAAGUGUGCUGUGGAAUUAUUCAAACUACCACAGUACUGGUUUCUGGACGCAAAUGAUCAUUGGGGGUCUUUGUGGCUUUGCCAUUGGAUAUGUUACAUCAUUACAAAUUAAAGUGACGUCACCACUGACCCAUAAUAUCUCAGGUACAGCUAAAGCAUGUGCUCAAACUGUCAUGGCAACACAGUGGUACAACGAAAGUAAGAACUCAAUGUGGUGGUCGUCAAACAUAAUAGUUUUAGCAAGUACUGCGCUUUACGCCAGGUUUAAACAAUUGGAAAUGGAAGAGAACUCUAGAAAAAUUAUACCGGAAGAAAAGAGAAGUUUAGUAUAAAAACUGGUAUUAUUUCCUGUAAUUUAUUUUAAUGUAUAUUUCCUAUUUAAAUAUAGAAAUAAUAAACCUGAAUAAUUUAAGUAAUUUGUAUAUCAUAUGUAAUAUGUUUUUUAUACAUGUAGAGAUAGAUAAAUAAAAAAAUAUAUUUGUGCAAUAUUAUUUUUUGUAAUGAAAUCAUAGUUCUGCGGGGUACGGAAAUUAAACUCCCCUAUUUAUGAAUGUACUGAAAACCUUAUAUAAGUAGCUUUUGAAUACAAAUUUGAUUCUUUGAAUAUAGGCUUAAUACUUUUAUAUGAAUCUUAAGUUUUUAGAAUUUUUAUUAAUAACAUUGCCAUAAAUAAAACAUAGAUUAAGGAUGAUAGUACCAAGGUUACCACAUAUUUAUGUAAAUUUAUUUGUUUAAAUUUUUUUGUAUUAAAAGUAUAAACCAGGUACUUUUUAUACAUCUCAACUGUACUAACCUAGGGUUUAUGAUUAUCAUUUUUACUUAACAGUUAAUACCUAAUUUACAUGAAUUAAUAAACACGGUAUUAAAAAAAAACAUGGUAACAUAGACGGAUGCUUUAGUCCUUUAAUAUAUGGCAUAAAAUAGGAUUAUUUUUUUGCACUAUUACGCACUAUGUCCGUUUUCCCUCUAGGAAAUAAUUGUGAUGGUGCGUUAACUGUUUAAGCUAAUUUAAUUAUACAUAAUAUAGGCGAAAGUGACUUUUUUUUAGGCUUUCACAUUUAACCUUCAUUUGUUUUAAUGCCGCUCUACAAACUCCGCUGAAAUUGUUCGUCUAAUUAAAAUUAUCUGUAUAUUUAAAUAUUAAAGUCGAAUCAACGGCUUAAAUUCAUAAAAUCGUGUAAACGUGUGGUUCACGUUAAACUAAAUCUUUUAACUUAAGUGAAGCAUUUAUAAAUAGUAUUGGCCAUGUGCCAUCCAAAGAGUGCUAUUAUAUUAAAUACAUUUUAUUUAAUAAAUAUACUGUUUAAAUGAA
Molecule: messenger RNA, 2333 nt
Organism: Pieris napi
Lineage: Eukaryota; Metazoa; Arthropoda; Insecta; Lepidoptera; Pieridae
Gene: nac
Product: GDP-fucose transporter 1
Exons: 5
Coding region: 331-1353 (340 amino acids)
Biological process (GO): GDP-fucose import into Golgi lumen; protein O-linked glycosylation via fucose
Cellular component (GO): Golgi apparatus
Molecular function (GO): antiporter activity
Source: RefSeq, a predicted model, not a curated record